AGCGAUUCGAACCGCCAAGAUGGAGGUUCCGUGCAAAAUAUUAACCGUGUGCCUGCUGCUCGUCGGCGCUCAGGCGUUCGAGGCAAUCCAACCAGCCAAGAGCUCCAAGGAGCUCACCUGGCAGUCCCAUUUCUUUGAUGCUCUGACCGGAAACCUGCAGGAGCCGCAGGCUGAUGAGCUCAUCAGCUUGGAGGACUGCACUGCCCUCUACACGGUGGACAACAUCGAGAUUCUGUUGACGGCUGGCUACAAGAUUCGUCGUUGCAACAAUGUGGGGUCCAGGGAUAUCGAGAGGUAUCUGGAACGCGAGGAUGCCGUCUACACGAAGCACAACUUCGAAGGGGAGCUGAUUUCCUGCCGCACCAGCGAUUGCUUCGUGGAUACCGUCCUGAAUCUGUUCAGCUCGGUGCGUCGUAACCGCUACGACCAUCGUCGUCGCCGGGCCUGCAUUAUCCGCGAGCUGGAGAAGGCAUUCGUUAAGCUGGACGCCGCUUCCAUCGCUCUCAACGACUGCCUCGCCCAGGCCCAGCCACAGCCUCCCCAGAACAGCACUGUGCCUCCUCCGCCUCAGAACACCACAGCCAGUGGACCUGGAGGAAACAGCACUCAGUGGCCCAGUACCAACACCACUCCCAACUUUACCACAACUGCUAUUCCACCAUGGUGGGGCAACAACACUAGUGAAGGACCGUCUGGAAACACGACAACUCUUCCUCCAUGGUGGGGAAACAACACCACCAACGGACCAUGGGGAAACAACUCUACUGAAGGUCCAUGGGGAAACAACAACACGACUCUUCCUCCAUGGUGGGGAAACAACAGCACUAACGGACCCUGGGGAAACAACUCUACUGAAGGGCCAUGGGGAAACAACACGACCCUUCCACCAUGGUGGGGAAACAACUCCACCAACGGACCCUGGGGAAACAACUCUACUGAAGGUCCAUGGGGAAACAACACGACCCUUCCUCCAUGGUGGGGAAACAACUCCACCAACGGACCCUGGGGAAACAACUCUACUGAAGGUCCAUGGGGAAACAACAACUCGACUCUUCCUCCAUGGUGGGGAAACAACAGCACUAACGGACCCUGGGGAAACAACUCUACUGAAGGUCCAUGGGGAAACAACACGACCCUUCCUCCAUGGUGGGGAAACAACAGCACCAACGGACCCUGGGGAAACAACUCUACUGAAGGUCCAUGGGGAAACAACACGACCCUUCCUCCAUGGUGGGGAAACAACUCCACCAACGGACCCUGGGGAAACAACUCUACUGAAGGUCCAUGGGGAAACAACAACUCGACUCUUCCUCCAUGGUGGGGAAACAACAGCACUAACGGACCCUGGGGAAACAACUCUACUGAAGGUCCAUGGGGAAACAACAACACGACCCUUCCACCUUGGUGGGGAAACAACAGCACUAACGGACCAUGGGGAAACAACUCCACUGAAGGGCCAUGGGGAAACAACUCAACUCUACCUCCAUGGUGGGGAAACAACACCACCAACGGACCAUGGGGAAACAACUCUACUGAAGGUCCAUGGGGAAACAACAACACGACUCUUCCUCCAUGGUGGGGAAACAACACCACCGUAGGACCCAUCUUUAACAGCACCACUGAUGGCCCCAUCAGCAACACCACUGCUAACCCUUGGCUUGGAAACUCCACCCAGGGACCCUGGAACUCCACCACCGCCGACGGCACGACCACCACCAAGGGCAACUGGUUCGAUCACCUGAUGAGCGAGCUUGGAAACCUCUUCUAGACCCGAAAAUCCACGCGAAGCACAUCCCCACUGUUCGGGGGUUUGGUCAGUAGCCUAAGCUUUAGGCCAGCAAAUAAAUAAACUUAUCAGCAUUGAAAA
Messenger RNA from Drosophila biarmipes, 1867 nucleotides. Its product is annotated as LWamide neuropeptides. The coding region runs from base 20 to 1768 and encodes 582 amino acids. The transcript is spliced from 3 exons. Lineage: Eukaryota; Metazoa; Arthropoda; Insecta; Diptera; Drosophilidae. The record is from RefSeq and is a predicted model, not a curated record.